CUUCAUAGCAACCAAACCACUGAGAGGAAAAGUUGAGAUUCUUUUGUUUUUUAAUCGAUAUUAUGCAGAAGAUGACGACUCUCUUUCAUAAAGACAGAAGCUUUACUUUGACUUAAAAAUGCAAAACACAAAAGUGAUUAAGCCCAAACCUGUGGAGGCAACAAGAAGAACCCUGCAGAGACCAGAACCGGUGCAGGUUCGGCCGGUUCACAGUGAAACACUCAGAGUACCGGCCGUGCGUAAAAGCCGCGCGUCAAGCUCCACCAGGUGUCCGGACAGGUGUGAGGGGCGACCCGGAGCGAGCUGUGAAAGGAUGAGAACCAGGUCCAGUUCCACCGGCCCCAUAACCACCAGGACCACCAGAACCAACAAAACCACCAAAACCACCACACACUGGACCAGAACCAACCCGGACUGUCGGAGGACGACGACCAGCUCUGUGAAACAAGCUGCUGUUAAACCAACAUGUCCAGGUCAGGGGGAGCAGCAGGGAGUCACUGAGACCAGACAGGCAGGUCAGAGUCAGAGUAACAAAGCUUUCACCGUCAUCCCCCCAAACCUCAAGAAAAGAAGAGAGAUCCAGAGAAAGGCGGAGGCGGAGCUCGCCGCUUUAGAGGAGCUUCGGCUGAGCAGAGCGAUGGCUUACGUCUCCAUUAACCCCAGCAGUGUUGGAGGCUGUAUGAGUCUAGAGGAAGUACGGUUGAAGCAGCAGCAGGAAAUGAUGCAAGCCAAGAGGAAACCAAAACCAGUCUGACAACUUAGAACUCAUUUACAUUCAUUUUUUUUACAUUAAACUUCAGCUGAGUUUAAAAAACA
Sebastes umbrosus (honeycomb rockfish) is the source of this 816-nucleotide messenger RNA. RefSeq lists its product as uncharacterized. Bases 119 to 754 code for a protein of 211 amino acids. The record is from RefSeq and is a predicted model, not a curated record. Lineage: Eukaryota; Metazoa; Chordata; Actinopteri; Perciformes; Sebastidae. The transcript is spliced from 4 exons.